GGCGGAGCCUGGGCUGUCCACAGGCUCUGUUAGGGUUCCAGGGGGCGUAGGCGCUGGCAGUGACAACACGCCAUGGAGACUAACGGGUCCGGCCCCAAGGGUUUUCCGGAGCUGAAGAAUGACACUUUCCUUCGAGCAGCCUGGGGGGAGGAAACGGACUACACUCCGGUCUGGUGCAUGCGGCAGGCAGGCCGCUACCUACCAGAGUUUAGGGAAACGCGGGCUGCCCAGGACUUUUUCAGCACCUGCCGCUCUCCUGAGGCUUGCUGUGAACUGACUCUGCAGCCCCUGCGGCGCUUUCCUCUGGAUGCUGCCAUUAUCUUCUCCGACAUCCUUGUAGUACCCCAGGCACUGGGCAUGGAAGUGACCAUGGUACCUGGGAAAGGACCCAGUUUCCCAGAGCCAUUAAGAGAAGAGCAAGACCUGGAGCGCCUACGGGAUCCAGCAACAGUGGCCUCUGAGCUGGGCUACGUGUUCCAGGCCAUCACCCUGACCCGGCAGCGGCUGGCUGGCCGUGUACCACUGAUUGGCUUUGCUGGUGCCCCGUGGACUCUGAUGACAUACAUGGUGGAAGGUGGCAGCUCAAGCACCAUGUCUCAGGCUAAGCGCUGGCUCUACCAAAGGCCUCAGGCCAGCCACCGGCUGCUUCGCCUCCUCACUGAUGCUCUGGUGCCCUAUCUGGUAGGACAAGUGGCUGCUGGUGCCCAGGCACUGCAGCUCUUUGAGUCCCAUGCAGGGCAUCUUGGCCCACAGCUCUUCAACGAGUUUGCGUUGCCCUAUAUCCGCGAUGUGGCCAAGCGAGUGAAGGCUGGACUACAGGAGGCAGGCCUUGCCCCAGUGCCCAUGAUCAUCUUUGCUAAGGAUGGACAUUUUGCACUGGAGGAGCUGGCACAGGCUGGCUAUGAGGUAAUUGGGCUUGACUGGACGCUGACCCCCAAGAAAGCCCGUGGCUCUGCUUCUAGGGAGCGCGUGGGGAAGACGGUGACCUUGCAGGGCAACCUAGACCCCUGUGCCCUGUACGCAUCCAAGGAAGAGAUCGGGCAGCUGGUUCAACAGAUGCUGGAUGGUUUUGGGCCACAGCGCUACAUUGCCAACCUUGGCCACGGGCUUUAUCCUGACAUGGACCCAGAGCAUGUGGGGGCCUUCGUGGAUGCCGUGCACAGACACUCACGGCUACUUCGGCAGAAUUAAGUACAGUCUUGCCACGUGCUGCUUCCGGGUGAUUGUUGUCAGAGAAUAAACGUCCAGAGUUGUGAUUUGUGAAA
Messenger RNA from Ochotona curzoniae (black-lipped pika), 1265 nucleotides. It is a transcript of the gene UROD, whose product is annotated as uroporphyrinogen decarboxylase. The coding region runs from base 73 to 1191 and encodes 372 amino acids. NCBI's taxonomy places the organism in Eukaryota, Metazoa, Chordata, Mammalia, Lagomorpha, Ochotonidae. Gene Ontology annotation, biological process: heme biosynthetic process. The record is from RefSeq and is a predicted model, not a curated record. The transcript is spliced from 10 exons. Gene Ontology annotation, molecular function: uroporphyrinogen decarboxylase activity. Gene Ontology annotation, cellular component: cytosol.